CUUGCAGUCGCUGCAGGAUGGCUCGCAUGAGAGACAGACCCUGCAAGGGCUUGCAGAGAAAAGGCCCCAUAAGCGAACGCUGGUGCAUCUCUGCAACAGCGGUGACCUAUUGUCAGGGGAUUUAAGGAAUUCAGGGUAUUCGAGGGAUGCACCUGGACUAAAAGAACUGACAUAGGGCCAGGGCGUGCCACCAAGCUAUUCUUUGUGGAAAACUCCCACUCUUACGUAUUUGAGCAGCCUAAGCAGAGCACAAGGGUGUUCAUUUGUCCUGUAAAAGGAAGUGAUCACUCGUACUGUUUUGUCAGGCGUUAUUUCAUGGUCGUUUGUUUUUCGACUUUGUUGUUGGUAACUGUUUUUUUUCAUUGCCCGACAGAAAAGCAGUUUCUGAAUUCAGCGUGUAAUAGAAAUGAAAAUGAAGGGAGUUGUGUUUUGGGUAUUUGCGGUACUGUCUUUAACUCCGGGGCAAGGUAUUUCCGGGGGUUCUAUUCCUCAACCAACCAACCCGUCACUGUCAUGUCAGAAUUUUGAGACUUUUCUUUAUUGGAACUACAGCGACACCUCUCUAAAACCAACAUUCACUGUGGCGGUGAAAGGGUAUAUCUCAGGCGUUGAAAGUAUUGUUGAGAAUACCCCACAUCAUUAUUGCAAUGUCUCCUCCUUCAUCAAUGAUACUGAAGAACAUUAUUUUUUGACCAUAAAAGCGGUUGCCGGAUUGGAGAAUAGCACCCUUAAGCUCCCAAAGUUUUUUUUAAAGGAUACGUGCGUGUUAGAUUUUCCCAAAGUAAAUCUGACGGCUACAGGAAGAACACUCAAGAUACUGUUUAAACAUCCUUUCUUUUUGUACAAAAAAAAGAACCACUCCCUCAAACGAGAACCCAGCAUUGACUAUGAGUAUGAGGUUGAAUACAAGAAGAAAAAUGAGCCGAAUCAGUCAUCCACAAUACGUUUUACCUGUGAGACGAAAGAAUGUGAAAGGGAUUUUAAGGUGCCAAAUGAUGAAGAUUAUUGCCUAUCAUUUAGUGGCAGGAUGUCUGGAAUACAAGUAAUCAGCAGAGAUGAAAUCUGCACAGAAAACCAUCCCAAACAAAACUUUCUAGGUAAAAAGAUCAUUAUCAUCAUUACAGUCAUUGUCUGUGUGAUUGUUCUUGUUUUGCUCAGUCUCAUUCUGAUAGUCUAUAACAUAAUGCAAAAGAAGAACAUCCCUUUGCCAAGCUCUUUGGCCUCAAUGCUGACAGGAAUAAAACCCUACAUGAACAUAAAAAAAGAGGACAGCACCUUUUCUGUUGUAAAACAUGACGAAACACCAAAUCAGCUGGAGGAAGAUGAGAACGGGAUGACGGAACAAAUUAAUAAUAAUGGUCCUGAGCAUGAGCCCCCCCGCUUUAAAAUUGGCUUAAAAAACACUGAGAGAGAUAACAACAUCAUCCAACCAGAUGUCAGUGGCCUUGUCUUGGAAGUCAGCCUCAGUGACCAGACUGAUGUGAAGGAAAAUACAGAGCUUUUAACCAACAAAAUGGACAAAUCAGACAACAGCUUCUCACCAAGGCCUGUGUCCAUUAAUGGGUAUGACAGGCCUCAUAUUUUAGUAGAAAUGAGCACUGGUGAUACGGUUGAGGGGUAUAGACAUACACAACUGGACUGAGACCAUAAAAGGGAUUGGAUUAGAUUUAUCUGAAUGUUUGUUUGUUAUGUGUCGGCCAAGGAGUAAAACUAGUUUCCAGGAUCACCAGAAACAUUCUUUAGAUGAACCAGUUAAUACAUUUGUAAAACUUUUAAGCAAUAAAACCCAUUUCCAAACCCCAUUAACUUAUUAUUACACCUGGCCAACGAAAACAUUUAGCAGAGUUGUUUGUCUGACAGCAUAUCAUGUUUCGAAAGUCACACCAUGUGUAUUCAUUUGUAAUUUUAUUUAGUCCGUUUUUGGGUUGGUGGUUGACAAUUGGUUAUCGUCAUGGACCUGUAGAAAGGCCACCAACAUAUCAGUAGACUUUACUUACCUGAAGUCAUGAAAGAGCACAGAUCUUGGACAAAAGGAAACACUCCAUCACAGAUGCUAUCCAAACAGUAAACAGGGAUCAUCUGGAACAUUUGUAAUGCCUUGUGUUGGGGACACAAUUUUUGACACACACAUACCUCCCAUGGUGAGUAGCUCCAGGUGCAUUGUUCGAGUGGAAAUAGAUCAUGUCAUGUCCAGUGUGGGAGUUUUCUGUGAUUUUUGGCCAUGUGGCACCUCUGUUAUAUAAUGACUCAAUUGCGUUAUUAUUUCCAGUGGUGUUUCUUUGCCAGUAUUGCCAUUCUACACCUGGAUGACUUGAUGAAUGUUUUAGUCAGUGUAGCCACUGCAUUGAGGUACAAGCUGACUGCAUGAGAACUUACAAACAAGAUCUGUUGCUGACAAGUUGCACACAAAUCUCUUACAGGUUACAUUUGUCUUGUAGAUCAAAUGGGAGGUCAUCUGACUACAUACAUUUGCAGGGUGUGAUAGUAAUGGGUGCUAGACAGAUUUUAACCAAUACCUUCGUGGUGGAAAUGAAUGACUCAUGAGGUUGUUUAUUUUUUAUUUUUUUUUAUUCAUUUUGCAGGUAGUGUUAAGGAAUAAAGGUUGGGUCUGGUUCCUUUGUUGAACUGACCAGUUCUUUCUCACUUUUUCACAAAAAUGACACAAGUGCAGAAUGCUUUGACGUGUCAUGUAUUGAGUAGAUGGCCUAACAAUUAACACAUGUGUUUCACUUUCCUUUUUUCUGGGUCAUCCAGUAUAUUUGAUAAAUCGGGCAUGGACAGGUUUGAAUAAGAACUGCUCACAGCUUAGUCCUAGUCAUAAAUUAGGAAUAUUUAAACAAUCAGCCUUUAAUACAGGUAUUUAUCACAGUUUAAACGGCUUCUAGCACUUAUUUCAUAAUCUUGUGAAUGCUGUUUUUUUUUUUUUUUUAAUAGUGUCAUCAGUCAUGUCUACAGAUAUAAUCAAACUUUAAAGAAAGGAAAUUCAGUUUGACUUAAUGUGAAAUAUAGCUGAUUGACUUUUAAGAAAUGUGUCACACCAAUUGUUAUAAAUAACACUCACUAUAUAGCUUCUAACAUUUUCUAACUUUAAGACUGCAUCAACUUGUAAAAAAAGAAAAAUUCCAAACAUUUGUUUUCAAAUCGUGUUGCUAUUUUAUUUGUACUGCAAUGUGCUUUUCAGUAAUAUUUUUUAGUAAGUUAAUUCUACUGUAGAAAUGCAGUAUGAUUUACUUCUAAGUAUUUAUUGGCCAUUGCAAUGCAAUAUAUAUGUUUCUUACAUUUAACAUGUUACACAAAUUGUACAUUGUUUUGUUACAUUAUGAAUUUUAUUUACAGAUAACUUACCACUGUAUACAAAUUCUAUACCAUGAAAUAUGUUUUAUCUUGUUUUAUGUGAAAUAAACCUAUACUGUAAACCACA
Molecule: messenger RNA, 3421 nt
Organism: Acipenser ruthenus (sterlet)
Lineage: Eukaryota; Metazoa; Chordata; Actinopteri; Acipenseriformes; Acipenseridae
Product: interferon gamma receptor 1-like
Exons: 7
Coding region: 407-1642 (411 amino acids)
Molecular function (GO): protein binding
Source: RefSeq, a predicted model, not a curated record